GUGGACUGAAUAUUAAAUAUCGUUAGUCCAUCCCUUUAGGUUUCCCUUUUAAUAUCAUUUAUUUUAGCCGUAUGGAUUUUUUUCUGAGUUUGAUGGCUUCGAUUUAAUGAUUUCGAUGGGAUAGACAGUUAUAAAUGCACGAAUCUGGAGAUAUCAAGGACGGUGGAAUCCGUUCCGUGAUUUUUGCCGGAUCCACAUCUUUAUUUAUAAUUGUGAUUUCGUUCGGAAUAACGGCAUAUGUUCAGUUUAAUGAUAUUUCGUUACUGAAGAAUCGAGUUAGAACACUUGAAGAAACAUGUUUACCAGGGUCGUCUCAUACUUCUCACAGAUCGUCGAGAUCCAUUCCAGAUUCAAAUUUAGACAUAAAGCUGUCGUCAAACGAGCUAGCAAAGUAUGUAGCUAAUGUUACUAAAUUAAGAGAAAAACUGAAGGACGUCAAGAAACGAUCUACAAGUCCUGGAGAUUUAGAAUGGGCAAUACAAGCUAUAAUUGACGCCCAGGCUGAUGUUGUCCAUACGUAUUGUACAACAACAAUGUGUUUACCAGGUCCAAAAGGUCCAAUUGGCCCAGCAGGUCCUCAAGGAAAACCAGGUUCAGGAGGUGCCACACCAGGACCAAAGGGAGAUCCUGGAAAGGCAGGAGCGGAUGGGAAACCAGGAAUUAAAGGUAGUCCGGGGGCUGAUGGAAAGAUUGGACCAGUAGGCCCUGCAGGGACACCAGGAUCACCGGGUAAAGAUGGAAUAGUUGGACCUGCAGGACCAAGGGGUGCACCAGGAUUACUUGGUCCACAGGGACCUAGUGGCAAAAAUGGUAUGCCUGGAAUGAGAGGAUUAACUGGCAGGCCAGGAAAAUCAGGUAUAUCUGGUAAAGAUGGACAACCUGGACCAAUUGGACCUCCAGGACCGGCUGGACCAAAAGGUAUGCCCGGUAUGAGAGGACUAACAGGAAGACCAGGAAAACCAGGAACCCCCGGAAAAGAUGGAUUAGCUGGACCGCAAGGUCCUCCGGGACCCAUAGGACCACCUGGGGGAAAAGGAAGACCAGGAAUGAGAGGCCUUACCGGUCGUCCAGGAAAGUCAGGAGACACAUCUAACGGUACUAGUCAACCAGGACCUGCCGGACCACCUGGACCAAUAGGGCCUGCAGGUCCGGUGGGACCUUUGGGGCCAGCUGGAGCCAAAGGAGUAGAUGGAAGACCAGGCAUGCGGGGUUUGACAGGUCGUCCUGGUGUUGGACAACCAGGGAAAGAUGGCGCUCCUGGACUUUCAGGAAAAGACGGUACUCCCGGAAGACCAGGAAUGCGUGGAUUAACAGGUCGCCCAGGUAUGGGAAAACCAGGACCCCCUGGUAGUCCUGGACCGGAAGGACAAAGAGGAUGGAGAGGUUGGCGUGGUUUCACAGGCGAAGCUGGACCAUCCGGAGCAGCUGGAACACCAGGAGCAGUUGGAAAACCUGGACCUCACGGACCUUUUGGAAAACCUGGACCACAAGGGCCAUCUGGUAAAUCAGGAUUGAAUGGCGCACCAGGACCAAAAGGUUUACCAGGGUCACCAGGUCCACCAGGCGCAAAUGGAGCAUCAGGACCAAAAGGUUUACCGGGGUCACUAGGAGCAUCAGGCGCAAUUGGGCCACAAGGGCAAAAAGGAGACAGAGGACCAAUCGGACCAGAAGGGCCACAGGGUAUGCUAGGUCCAGUCGGUCCUAGAGGAUCACCAGGUGUUGGAAAAACGACUAGUGGACAAGUUGUUAGAGGACCACCAGGGCCACCGGGACCACAAGGGACACGAGGACCAAUUGGGCCAGAGGGCACUUCAGGGACAAAUGGUUCUCCUGGACCGCAAGGCCCAUCUGGUCAAAAAGGUGAACCUGGACCAGCUGGUUCUCCUGGAAGUCCUGGCCAACAAGGUAUCAAAGGUGUACUUGGGCCGCAAGGUCAAAGAGGUGCUACAGGACCUCAAGGAGAAAUCGGACCUUCUGGACCAAUGGGUCAUCCAGGUCCAAUGGGUUACACUGGUCCACCUGGCAAACCAGGACCUCCAGGAUCACCAGGAUCUCACGGCCCAGCUGUGAACCAUACUAGUAAUUUCGUUCAAGGUCCACCAGGUCCACCGGGACCUAUUGGCCAUCCAGGAAAAGACGGCCAACCAGGUGUGAUUGGACCAAUUGGACCACGUGGUCAUCCAGGUGAACCAGGGCCACUAGGACCACCAGGUGCCGCUGGUAACGACGGACUUCCGGGUGAAAAAGGUCAAAACGGCACUCCGGGUCAACAAGAUGAUGUUACUGUCCGAAGAUAUAAACCGGAAAUGUUCGGAGAUGACAUAGUGAUGCAAAACGAGCUUUUUGAAAAACGACAAAAAUUCAAUACACAACAAGAAGAAAAUGUAACACCAAAAACAUACCUUGUACAUAUACCCUGGUAUCGUACUACAACCGCGGAAACCUUUAAGCCGAUUCUUAAUAAGACUAAAACUGGUCAAAGUUCAAUUUUGAAGAGUGUGGACAUUCCUGUAUCUAAGCCUUUGGCUGCAUCAAACAUUAUACCUUCGAGACUGUCAAAUGAAUAUACCAUAUCUACUGAAACUCCGUUGAAAUCUGAAUUAUCACCCGACAUCGGCAAAUCUGUCUCCUCAAAACAUACAUAUCAACGCGAGAUAAAAGCGUUGUAUGAACAAUCAUAUUCGAACAAAAUUAAAACAACUACGGUACAACCACAUGUAUCCGAAUAUCUAGACGGUGUAUCUGCCACUACAACGGCCGAACCUCUGAAAUAUGCUGACACGACACAAACUACUAUUCGUUUAUCAAAGAACGGUCAAAUUGACCAUCAGGCUGUCAGUGACGUAGGAUCGCCUUCAGAAGAGUAUGGGAACAACUUACAUAUUACAGAAACUCCUCAAAAAGAUAUCAGUGUUACUACACAUUCAACGUUGCCAACCACACCUCAAUUUCAAGAUGAAUCUAAGACUUACCAAGAUGUCAGUUUAACUACCCGUUCAAUUAUGCCAACCACCUAUGAAUUUCAAGAUGAAACAACAACUUACAAAGAUGGCAGUGUUGCAUCACAUUCAACUUUACCGACCACAUCUGGGUUUCUAGGUGAAACUACAACUUACCAAGAUACCAGUAUUACUACCCCUUCAAUGUUACCCACACCAUCUGGAUUCGAAAUCGAAAUUAAAACUAAACAAGAUGUUGUCCCACUAUCAAGUGUCAAAUUUAAAGACACAGCAGAUAAAUCUAUUGCUGUUAAAUCUCCGUCCUCUGUUGACAAUGACUGGAUAAAAGUGGUGCGACAUGGCUUUGAUUUACAGUCAGCAAUGGGAACCGCAAAUAUUGAUAAUCAACAUUACGUUACCUCAACCAAGUCGCCUAACCGCAAACCAGUUGCCUCAAACCAGUCAGCUAACCGCAACCCAGUUGCCUCAAACCAGUCAGCUAACCGCAAUCCAAUGGCCUCAAACCAGUCACCGCAUGAUAAAACAGUAACGACUUAUGAUCCUUCUAUCGAAUUGAAUAGAAUUAAUGAUCGAACUAGUUAUCAAAAUUAUUAUGGUUCUUAUAAUGAAAUGUAUGCACAUAAUUAUCCAAACGAAGUUCAAUAUACUUAUCAAAAUGAGGGUCAACAUGCUUACCAAAAUGAGGGACAACCGACCUAUCAAAAUGAGGGUCAACCAACUUACCAAAAUGAGGGACAACCGACUUAUCAAAAUCAAGGUCAACCGACUUAUCAAAAUCAGGGUCAACAUGCUUAUCAAAAUCAGGGUCAACAUGCUUAUCAAAAUCAGGGCCAACCUGCUUAUCAAAAUCAGGGUCAACAUGCUUAUCAAAAUGAGGGACAAUAUGCUUAUCAAAAUGAUAGGCAAUAUAAUAAUCAAAAUGAGGGACAACAGAACUAUCAAAAUCAGCGCCAAAAUAAUUAUCAUGAUGGUCCUUAUAAUUAUGACGCAUAUACUGAAUUGAACGGUAAUAAUGAAAGUAAUGGGGGCCAAGAUAAUAAAGUGAUGUAUGGUUACACAGAUAAAACCUACAAUGAAAUAUCCACGGAACCUUCGAUUGAUCUUACUACCUUAAAGGAGCCUGCAUAUAAGUUUAAAUGGAGACCUGGUGUUCCAUAUUCAUUUCAGUCGGACACUAUUGCAAGUAAUCAAGAAAAAAAUGAUCCAGUAUUCAGCGAACGAGUAUCCAUCGCCAAAAUACCAACAAAACAAAUAACCGAAAUAAAUGAAAUUACUUUACACAGAUUGCCAAAAGAUUUAAUUCAGGACAACGGACAAGAUAACGGUUUCAAAGAACAAACUCAGCCAAAUAUACAGUAUGAACAAUUACCAAAAGAUUUGAUUCAGGACAACGUACAAGAUAACGGUUUCAAAGACCAAACUCAGCCAAAUGUACAUUAUGAACAAUUACCAAAACCUUCAAAUACUAUGUCAACGUUAACUAAUUACAAACAAGACAUCUCCUUGAAACUACCGGAUAUUAAGGAUAUGUCCGUCAAAGAAAACAAUAAUAAUAAGCGCGAGGAGGCAAUAAAACUUGUUGAUAAAAGAAUUAUUCAGCUGAAGAAAAUUGCAGCGAUAAAAUUAAUACGACAGAAAUUGUUACUUUCAAAAUUACAGAAAUUAAAACAUAACCCGUUAGCCCUUAAGAAAGCAAUUUCAAUAAUUAAGUCAAAUCGAGAUGUAAAACAAAUUAUUUAA
Molecule: messenger RNA, 4700 nt
Organism: Mytilus trossulus (common blue mussel)
Lineage: Eukaryota; Metazoa; Mollusca; Bivalvia; Mytilida; Mytilidae
Exons: 32
Coding region: 135-4700 (1521 amino acids)
Biological process (GO): extracellular matrix organization
Molecular function (GO): extracellular matrix structural constituent conferring tensile strength
Source: RefSeq, a predicted model, not a curated record